UUUCGUCUUUCGGCCACCCGCGCGCCACCGCUCAGGCGACGGCUGAUGGCGUCACCCGUACUUCCGCCUGCGGCUGCGUUCUAGUCACCAGCGAGGAAGGAAGAAGGGAGGUCUGAAGGGGCUGUGUGCGGGGGAAAUAGCGAGGAAAGAGAAGAAAUCCGGGUGUAGCGGGCGCUACGGCAGUAACCGCGGCCCUCCUCUGUCCCCGGCGUCCCCCCAUCGGAAGUCGCCCUAGGCACACUUCCCCCGACUUUGGGUAGUCUCCCCUCCGCUUGAUCUCCCGACACCCCGGUCUCCCUCUUCGCCUCUAACCACCCCCUCCUAGCUCCCUCACGCUCCCUCCCUCUCCCUCCCUCCCAUCGUCAGGCUCCCCGCCCUCAGUAUCGCGAGACGAGGUGAGAGCUGGCGGAGCGGCGGCGGCGGCAGCAGCAGUAGAGGUGACCGAGGCGGUGGCGGCGGAGGCGGCACCGAACGCUGUGUUGGCCCCGGUGCGGCCGAAGUCGCGGUAGAGCGUAGCCCCCACGCCCCUCCCCCGUCCGCGCCCUCCCUCUUUCCCCGGAGAUGGAGAAGGCGACGGUUCCGGUGGCGGCGGCGGCGGCGGCGGCAGCUGAGGGAGAAGGGAGCCCCCCGGCGGUGGCGGCUGUGGUGGGCCCCCCCGCGGCUGCACCGGCGGCGGAGGUCGGCAGCGGCGUUGGCGGCGGCGGCGGCAGCGGGGCUCGCUCGGCCUCGUCUCCUCGUGGGAUGGUGCGAGUCUGCGACCUGCUCCUGAAGAAGAAGCCGCCGCCGCAGCAACACCACAAGGCCAAGCGUAACCGGACUUGCCGACCCCCCAGCAGCAGCGAAAGCAGCAGCGACAGCGACAACAGCGGCGGCGGUGGAGGCGGUGGCGGCGGAGGCGGCGGCGGCGGCACCAGCAGCAACAACAGCGAGGAAGAAGAGGACGACGACGACGAGGAAGAGGAGGUUUCUGAGGUGGAGUCUUUCAUUUUGGAUCAGGAGGAUUUGGAAAAUCCAAUGCUGGAAACGGCUUCCAAGUUCCUCUUGUCAGGUGCUGCUGAUGGUGCAGACCUCAGGACAGUAGAUCCAGAAACACAAGCUAGACUGGAAGCUUUACUAGAAGCUGCAGGAAUAGGCAAAUUAUCUACGGCUGAUGGUAAAGCCUUUGCAGAUCCUGAAGUGCUUCGGAGGUUGACAUCAUCUGUUAGUUGUGCGUUGGAUGAAGCUGCUGCUGCGCUUCCCCGUAUGAGAGCUGAAAGCACAGCAAAUGCAGGGCAGUCGGACAACCGCAGUUUGGCAGAAGCCUGUUCAGAAGGAGAUGUAAAUGCUGUGCGAAAGUUACUCAUUGAAGGGCGAAGUGUAAAUGAACACACUGAGGAAGGGGGGAGCCUCCUUUGUUUAGCUGGUUCUGCUGGAUAUUAUGAGCUUGCACAGGUUUUGUUGGCAAUGCAUGCCAAUGUGGAAGAUAGGGAGAUCAAAGGUGACAUUCCACCUUUAAUGGCUGCUGCUAAUGGAGGACAUGUCCAAAUUGUGAAGUUGCUGCUAGCUCAUAAAGCUGAUGUCAAUGCACAGUCUUCAACAGGCAAUACAGCACUUACAUAUGCUUGUGCUGGAGGUUAUGUAGAUGUUGUAAAGGUGCUCUUGGAAUCCGGUGCUAGUGUUGAGGACCGUAAUGAAAAUGGUCAUACUCCUCUUAUGGAAGCUGGAAGUGCUGGACAUGUGGAAGUAGCCAGAUUGCUGCUAGAAAAUGGGGCUGGCAUUAAUGCGCAUUCCAAUGAAUUUAAAGAGAGUGCCCUUACGUUAGCUUGUUACAGAGGACAUUUAGAGAUGGUGCGAUUUCUUUUGGAAGCAGGCGCAGAUCAAGAGCAUAAAACAGAUGAAACGCACACUGCUUUAAUGGAGGCUUGCAUGGAUGGCCACGCUGAAGUAGCUAGGUUACUUCUUGACAGUGGUGCCCAAGUGAACAUGCCUGCUGAUUCAUUUGAAUCACCAUUGACUUUGGCUGCAUGUGGUGGGCACGUGGAACUUGCGGCUUUACUUAUUGAAAGAGGAGCUAGCCUGGAAGAGGUCAAUGAUGAAGGUUAUACACCAUUGAUGGAAGCUGCUCGUGAAGGACAUGAAGAAAUGGUGGCAUUACUUUUAGGCCAAGGAGCAAAUAUCAAUGCACAGACAGAAGAAACUCAAGAAACUGCCUUGACUUUGGCUUGCUGUGGAGGCUUUCUGGAAGUGGCAGACUUUCUAAUUAAGGCAGGAGCUGAUAUAGAAGUAGGGUGUUCUACCCCUUUAAUGGAAGCUGCUCAAGAGGGUCAUUUGGACUUAGUUAAAUACUUAUUAGCUGCAGGAGCUAAUGUUCAUGCAACAACAGCAACAGGGGAUAGAGCACUAACAUGCGCCUGUGAAAAUGGUCAUACCGAUGUAGCAGAUGUCUUACUUCAGGCAGGAGCAGAUCUGGAGCAUGAAUCUGAAGGUGGAAGAACUCCUUUAAUGAAAGCUGCAAGAGCUGGUCAUGUUUGUACCGUUCAGUUCCUAAUUAGUAAAGGAGCAAAUGUGAAUAGAACCACAGCUAACAAUGACCAUACUGUACUGUCCCUGGCUUGUGGGGGUCAUCUGGCAGUGGUGGAACUACUUUUGGCUCAUGGGGCAGAUCCUACUCACCGUUUAAAAGAUGGCUCGACUAUGUUGAUAGAAGCAGCAAAAGGUGGUCAUACAAGCGUUGUUUGCUAUCUUUUGGACUAUCCUAAUAACUUGCUUUCAGCCCCUCCACCAGAUGUCACUCAGUUAACGCCCCCAUCCCACGAUUUAAAUAGGGCUCCUCGUGUACCGGUUCAAGCACUGCCCAUGGUUGUCCCACCUCAGGAGCCUGACAAACCACCUGCCAGUGUUGCCACUACUCUUCCCAUCAGGAAUAAAGCUGCUUCCAAACAGAAGUCCAGCAGCCAUUUGCCAGCAAACAGCCAGGAUGUACAGGGUUACAUCACCAAUCAGUCUCCAGAGAGCAUUGUAGAAGAGGCUCAAGGCAAGUUAACAGAACUGGAACAGAGAAUAAAAGAAGCCAUAGAAAAGAAUGCACAGCUGCCGUCCUUGGAACUGGCUCAUGCUGACCAACUUACCAAGGAGAAGAUCGAGGAGCUGAGCAAAACAAGGGAGGAACAAAUUCAGAAGAAACAAAAGAUUUUGGAGGAACUACAGAAAGUAGAACGAGAAUUACAACUGAAAACUCAGCAGCAGCGAAAAAAGCAGUAUCUAGAGGUUAAAGCUCAAAGAAUUCAACUUCAGCAGCAGCAGCAACAGUCUUGCCAACAUCUGGGACUGCUAACUCCUGUUGGGGUUGGAGAACAGCUUUCCGAGGGAGGCUAUGCACGGUUACAGCAAGUGGAUCCCGUUCUGCUUAAAGAUGAACCCCAGCAAACUGCUGCUCAGAUGGGUUUUGCACCAGUCCAGCCUCUGGCCAUGCCUCAAGCUUUGCCUCUGGCGGCAGGUCCCUUGCCUCCAGGGUCCAUCGCAAAUCUUACAUAACUGCAAGGAGUGAUAGUUGGACAGCCAGUACUGGGCCAAGCACAGUUGGCAGGGUUGGGGCAAGGAAUUCUGACAGAAACACAACAAGUAAUGGUAGCCAGCCCUGCUCAGACCCUCAAUGACACGCUGGAUGACAUCAUGGCAGCAGUCAGUGGAAGAGCAUCUGCAAUGUCACACACUCCUACCCACAGUAUCGCUGCUUCCAUUUCCCAACCUCAGACUCCAACUCCAAGUCCUAUCAUCUCUCCUUCAGCCAUGCUUCCUAUCUACCCUGCCAUUGAUACUGAUGCACAGACUGAGAGUAAUCAUGACACGGCGCUAAUGCUUGCCUGUGCUGGUGGUCAUGAGGAACUGGUACAGACAUUGCUAGAGAGAGGAGCUAGUAUUGAGCACAGAGACAAGAAAGGUUUUACUCUGCUCAUCUUGGCUGCUACAGCUGGUCAUGUUGGUGUUGUGGAAAUAUUGCUGGACAAUGGUGCAGACAUUGAAGCCCAGUCAGAAAGAACCAAGGACACACCACUAUCUUUGCCUUGUUCUGGGGGAAGACAGGAGGUGGUGGAGCUAUUGUUAGCUCGAGGGGCAAAUAAAGAGCACAGGAAUGUUUCUGAUUGCACACCUCUAAGCCUGGCUGCUUCUGGUGGCUAUGUGAACAUUAUCAAAAUAUUGCUAAAUGCAGGAGCUGAGAUUAAUUCUAGAACUGGUAGCAAAUUGGGUAUUUCUCCUCUGAUGUUAGCAGCUAUGAAUGGGCACACAGCUGCCGUUAAGCUCCUGUUAGACAUGGGCUCUGACAUAAAUGCUCAAAGAGAAACCAAUCGGAACACUGCCCUUACCUUAGCCUGCUUCCAAGGAAGAACUGAAGUGGUUAGUCUUCUGCUUGAUAGAAAAGCAAAUGUGGAACACAGAGCUAAGACUGGCCUCACACCGCUAAUGGAAGCUGCCUCUGGUGGAUAUGCAGAGGUGGGCCGAGUUCUUUUGGAUAAAGCUGCUGAUGUUAGUGCCCCUCCAGUGCCCUCCUCGAGAGAUGCAGCUUUAACCAUAGCAGCAGAUAAAGGGCAUUAUAAAUUCUGUGAGCUUCUCAUUGGCAGGGGUGCUCACAUUGAUGUACGUAACAAGAAGGGGAACACUCCAUUGUGGCUGGCAGCAAAUGGUGGACACCUUGACGUGGUUCGGUUACUGGUGCCAGCAGGUGCAGGUGUGGGUGCAGCUGAUAACCGCAAGAUAACUCCUCUUAUGGCAGCAUUUAGAGAGGUAGAAGUCUUUCAUCCUCAGUCACUUGGAUAUUUUUCACUUAGGCUAGGAAGUGCAUAAUUUAAUUAUCACUAAAGACUCUUAUUUUAGGAUCUAACAGUAGUGAUGAAAGCAGUAAAAUAAUAAGCAAAUAAUCACUCUGAUGGCAACAUUGAAAGGUAGGUACAGGCAUGCCAGAAAAGCCAUUAAUAGUAUCCAUAUUGGAUGUCAAAGCUAAGUAAACUUUUAAAAAGUUGUUCUAAGUAGUAUUUGCAAAAUCUAGUUGCAAUCUUAAUCUUUCACAAAAUAUAAAUCCAACUAAGAGUAAUUAAUUACUUGUUUAUGAAUGAGUGUUUUCUUGUAUUAGCACAGCAGGGAAAAAUUUAACUUAAAUUGGCUCCAUUUUUAAUUAUUGACUUUAAUUUCUAGGAAAAAAGGAAAAAUGAAAAUUCAGCUGCCAGUAUUUGAAACCUUCAGAAGUAGAAAUAAAUCUUGUGAAAUUGAAACUUUCUGUAAUGCAUAGCACAGAACUGUGUAUAAAUAAUUUGAUUUAAUGUUCUGGUUGAUCUCUUAAAUGCAGGUCUGAUUUGUUAUUGGGGAAGCCAGACUACUAUUCCAGGGAUUAUAAUUUUGAGUUUUGUCAUUCUGUAGGUAUAAUUUUGAGUUUUGUCAUUCACGUAGGUAAAAUCUCUUAUAGAUUCCAAAUUACUUUGUUGUAUUGAAAAUUUUUAAUAUAUAAAUUGUAAAAAAUCAUCUUUUCCUUUUUCUCUUAUUCUUCUCUCUGACUCUUGUUCUUUAUACCACCUCCUCCCUGGGUGUUCUAGACUACCUUCCCACUGACUCUCUGAAUUUGUUUUUCCUCGCUAAUCAAACUUAUUCUCAGUGGCUACCUACCUCUUCUCCAAGCAAGCUAGCAUAUCAAGUUUAUCAUCCAAACCAUUUCACUAUGUUAGUAUCCUCUUCAAGUACCUUUUCAUGUCUCCCCAGUCUCUGUAAUCCUUUGAAAUCCAAUCUUAGUUUGUUAUUCAAAGCCCAAUCUAGU
Molecule: messenger RNA, 5782 nt
Organism: Balaenoptera musculus (blue whale)
Lineage: Eukaryota; Metazoa; Chordata; Mammalia; Artiodactyla; Balaenopteridae
Gene: ANKRD17
Product: ankyrin repeat domain 17
Biological process (GO): innate immune response
Cellular component (GO): cytoplasm
Molecular function (GO): protein binding
Source: RefSeq, a predicted model, not a curated record